GAGGAAGCUGAAGAACUACCUCACAGCAACCAGAGAGAGAAUAAUAGCAUAUCAAUGGCCAAUCUUUUCAUCAAACAAGCCAAGCAAUAUGCAGUGGCAAGGCCCAGUUACCCGCCGGAGCUAUUCCGAUACAUCGCUUCGAAAACGCCCCGCCACGACCUCGUCUGGGACGUCGGGACCGGCACCGGCCAGGCCGCUAGCUCGCUUGCUGCACACUACACCACUGUGAUCGCCACCGACACAAGUCCAAAGCAGCUCGAUUUCGCRGCGAAGCUCCCUAACAUCCUCUACUGCCACACCCCACCCACAAUGUCCAUCGCUGAAGUGGAGCAUACGGUGGCGCCACGGGGCACCGUCGACUUAGUCGUUGUUGCCCAAGCCCUCCACUGGUUCGAUCUCCCAACUUUCUACACAAACGUUCGACAUAUCCUAAAGAAGCCGCACGGUGUCAUCGCUGCUUGGUGCUACACAUUGCCAAAAGUCAACCCCACRGUGGACGCCAUCCUCGGUCGCUUCUACACGGUGGACGUGGGRCCGUACUGGGAGGCACCGCGUAAGCUGGUGGACGAGGAGUAUGAGACGAUGGAGUUCCCGUUCGAGGCGGUGGAGGGGGAGGAGGGAACGGGGCCAGUACGGCGGUUUGCGGCGGAGAAGGAGAUGGAUUUUGAGGAGUAUUUGACCUAUUUGAGGUCUUGGUCGGCAUACCAAACGGCAAAGAACCAAGGGGUGGAGACUUUGACGGGAGAAGUGGUAGAGGAGUUUGACAAGGCUUGGAAUGAAGAUGGGAAGAAUGGUAAAAAAUUGGCCAAGUUUCCAAUCCAUUUGAAAAUUGGAAAAAUUGGGGAAUAAUGAUUAGAUUUUAUUAUUUUGACUUGAAAGCCACGUGGUAAAGAUUUAUUGGUCUGAAAUAUCUACUGAAAUUUUAACCUUUUGGGGUUGAAUAAAUUAUGUUAGGCUAAAUUAAAAAAAAAAAAAAGGUUCUGAAG
This is a messenger RNA of Momordica charantia (bitter melon), 986 nucleotides long. RefSeq names its product S-adenosyl-L-methionine-dependent methyltransferases superfamily protein. The record is from RefSeq and is a predicted model, not a curated record. NCBI's taxonomy places the organism in Eukaryota, Viridiplantae, Streptophyta, Magnoliopsida, Cucurbitales, Cucurbitaceae. Gene Ontology annotation, molecular function: S-adenosylmethionine-dependent methyltransferase activity.